This is a messenger RNA of Eupeodes corollae, 17171 nucleotides long. RefSeq lists its product as uncharacterized. The record is from RefSeq and is a predicted model, not a curated record. Lineage: Eukaryota; Metazoa; Arthropoda; Insecta; Diptera; Syrphidae. The transcript has 9 exons. Gene Ontology annotation, molecular function: intracellularly calcium-gated chloride channel activity; volume-sensitive chloride channel activity. Gene Ontology annotation, cellular component: plasma membrane.
UUGUGUUGUGUUUUAUUUAGCUGCCAGCAGUGCGAUCUCUCAUCUCAUAGAAGAGCAUAAUCAAAUCUGGUUUGCAAUAAUUUUCAAUUAUAAAACUACUUUGCUUCGCACGUUAACUGUGAAUAUCUAAUCUACGAUAAUAAUUCAAUUGAAAACAAGAAAAAACCGAUAAUUAAUUAUCAUCAAUUAUUGUGAGUGUGAGUUUCUUUUUUUGUUAUCAAUUUGAAUAUUUUUUAGUGCGUGCGCCUUACGCUCUUCUGCUGGGCUUUUGAAAUCGAAUCAAAAUCAAAAAGAAAAAUAGAAAAAUAUGUAAAAUCAAAAUGUGCUCCUUUGUGACACCAAUACCAGCAACACCAUUUUCGUAUUCAAACUCAAUGCGUCUGCCUCACUCUUGCCGCUCGGCAUCCUGAUCGAGUGUAACAGAGCAAGCACUUUAUCUGCACCCGUAUACAAAAAUCUUUGGAUAUCCCAGCGCCAGCAGUCCUACCCCCGCCGCCGUCGUCGUCGCCGCUACCAUCGCCGUCAACGCCACCAGCUAGCGCAACUUAAAAAGGGGAUGAAAUUGAAAUAAUGAGAUUUGUGUUUCCUUUUUUUCGAAUUUGUAUCGCAAUCGCAACUUUGUCGCUCUCGUUUUCGUCCUCGUUGUCGUUGUCGUUGUCGAAGUCGCCGUCAUCAUCGUCGUUGUUCUGAAUUCUCGUUCGUCGCUGUCACCACCGACCAUCAACGUCGCCGUAGCUUCGUCCUUUAUGCUUUUUCCCAGUGCGCGAUAGAAAGGCUCUAGGUAUCCUCCUUCAAUUCAAAAAGUGUGAUUUAAUAAAAAUCAAAUUGCAUUGAAUUUGUUUGAAUUUAGAAAAUAGAAUAAGAGAAUCCGAGGCAGGAUCCAAUUGAAGAAUAAGAAGAAAAGGAAGAAAUACCUCUGUGUAUUUAAAAUUCAAAAAUUGAUGGGGGUGCGAAAGUGUGAUAAAAUGCGAAAAACAUCUAGGCAUCAUCAUUUACCCCCUGUGUGAAGUGAAAGUGAGUGUUAUAUAAAUAUACACAUAUGUAUAACAAGGACGACGUAUAGUGUGGUGUAAGAGAAUAGCAGAAAUAACGAAAAGAAGAAAAAACCGGGAGCAAUAAGCACCCCACCCUCUUGUCCGGGCGAAUCUCUGUGAUUCUUUUUUCUGUCAAAAUUUGUGAAAACCGUCGUCGUUAUUGUUGUCGUUGUUGUUUUUGUUAUCGUUGUUGUCUUUCACGUUAUUGUCUCCAUCUAAUAAUAGCGAACAAAAUUAAACAAGAGAAGGAGCUUAAUUUGUACAUCGCCUUCGCCAACACAAACCCCCUCGAGCAGUGGGUGAAGUGAAGCGAGAAUCAAGAACCGAAAUCGCUCCUCGACAAACCUUCAAUCUUCAGCAGCCAUUCACCAUUACCAUCAAAAAAACAACCUUCAACAACCAAACACAAAACCAACACCAACUAAGACCAGUACGAGCUCGAGCCCGAAGAGCUACGUAGAAAAUAUAUAAAGGAUAAAACUUACACUUUUAUGACGUCAGCAGCAGGAGGUGAAGAAGGAGCCAACAGUAUCAGCAUCAGGAUCAGCCCCAGCACCAGCAUGGACCAACCUAGUAUCCUUGUGCGAAUUCUACAUGCGAUUCCGCAUGUGAAUUACACAUUUCGCCGGGUUAAUGACACUUUCAAUCCGGACAGCGAUAUUUAUCUAGAGAGCUUGGGAAUAUUAGCGUCCAUCCCCGCCGCAUUACUUAUAUUAUCGUUAUUUGGUUUACUGCUAUAUUUAUUGACAAGAUGCUGUGAUCGAAAACCGAGGAAACCAAGCGCACAGAGAUGUCAAAACUGCACACUGGUUAUCAUCACAUUGAUGUGUUGUGCAGCGAUUGGUUUAGGUUUAUACGGAAACGAUGAUUUCCACAAUGGCUUAUUACAAGCCUUUAGUUCCGGUAAACAAGUUGAAGGACUUGUAGGAAAUUUGAAAAAACAGACUGAAAGCAUAAAAAUUAAUCUCGAGACUAAAGUCCAAAGCUACAAUCUGGAGGAACAAAUUGACAAGUCUAAAUACAAUCAAACAGCCGUUACAAUCCUGCUAGAUACAUGUCGUUUGGUGCGUGAUAAUACAUCUCGAGCCGUAACCAGCUUAGACAACAUGGUUCUAUAUUUUAUGAAAACAAAAGGAACAGAAAAUGACACCUCCCUUAAAGGUGUUUUAAAUCUAGGAGAAUUGUACGAGUCAAUACGAUGGCCAGCAACACUCGGUUUUCUAACUCUGCUUUUACUUUUAUGCACCAUCUUAGUUAUAGGUGUAGCGAGACGUUCACGAUGUGCUCUUAUAUUCUUCAGUGUUUCCGGUUUAUUUUGUAUAAUAAUUUGUUGGCUGUUAUCCGGUAUUUAUCUAGCAUCUUCAGUCGCAGCUGGAGAUUUUUGUAUGCGGCCACACGAAUAUAUGUGCCGCCAAGUUGGAAUGCGGAGCCCCUAUGUCUACUUCCUUAAUUGCGGUACACUUAGAAAUCGUUUCAUUCUUCGUUUGAAUGAGUCCAGAGAUUUAGUCGAACGUGCUAGAGAAUCUGUUUAUCUAGUAUCAAGGAUGAGCCAAGAUGUCUCCCCUCGUAUCGACAUCCGUCAAACACUAGAACGAAUGGACAAUGACCUGGAGGAAACCAAACGAAAUUUGAGUGUUUUGUCGGCGACGCUGGAUCGUCGGUUUAUAGACAAACACUAUGCGGAUGCCCUACGGGGAUUAUGCGGUGGAGGACUCCUUGGUUUGAGUCUAAUGAUGGUGGCUGGCUUACUGACAUCAUUCUUGCUCACGAUUCUAGUAUAUGCGGACUCACACGCCUGGAUAUAUCUAACAAAGAGGCCACCUAUGGAGGCAGAUAAAUCCGAAACAACACCCCUAUUCCCUAUAACAUCGGCACCAAAUGCAACAAUAUCACCCACCCUUCCGGCUGGCACAGGGACCAUUAAUCGAACUUUAUUGCACCAUCAACAAGCGCACAGUGGCACUUUGAGUGCGGGCGGUGGUGUGGGUGUGACCGGUGGACACCAUCAUCGAAACGGAACCGCUGGAUUGAGAUCAGGGUUGGCAUACACAACAACUACUACUUCCCCUAACACUGCUGGAGGUGGUGAUGGAAACUCAUCACCGCCGCCCGGCUAUGAUGUUGUGGUGCAUGGCACAAGGAGUGGUCACCACACAUUGGGUCGGUUACCAUCACAACAAUCGGCGUAUUUAGCCGGCCCAAAUAAUGGAAAAUAUGCAACCCUUAGCAAACAGUGUAAAACACUAGAAUCGAAUGACUUCUACUGAGAAUCGCUUGCCUGCAACUUAAAUGCAGGCAGCAGUUCGUCAAUGAAGAACAUCUUCGCAUCAGCAACAUUACCUCGUUCAUCAGCUUCAUCGAUUAAAUCAAACACAUCAACUGCUCAUACAAUCUGCAAAACAACCGACGGCUUCGGCGGCAGCACCAAUAAACUAGACGAAAAUGGCGACAUCAAAGAUCCCCGCGACGUAACUAAUAAUAGUUUUAAUCGCUUCGAUCCAAAAUACAUUAGCAUAGGCCCAAAAGCGGUGCGGGGAAAUAAUAAUCUUAAUAUUGUGGCAGCGGCAACAGCAAAUAAAUGUGCCACAUUGCGUCAUGUUGGUAGGUAUGGUGGGUCACUCAAAGGCGUAACGAGUCCUAGUCCAAAUUUGCGAAGUGCCAAGACACCAAGCAUUGCAACUGUUUCCAAGGAUUAUUGCAAUCAACCAGAUUGCAUACCACCCUACAAGAAAACCCCCACAACGAAUACAUUUACAGACAUUCCAGGUACGACAGGUGUGGGUAGCUCAAUUGCUGCAGCUGCCGCUAAGAAGGAAAGUGAGCGGCAGCAGCAACUCCAACAAUAUCAUAAUCAACAACAGCAGCAACAACAACAACAGCAGCAUCAGCAGCAACAACAACUUCAGCACCAACAACAACAGCAACAACAACAAUUACAACUUCAGCAACAGCAACAACAAUUACAACAACAGCAACCACUGCCUUCUGUGUAUAGCAUUGAAACAGUGCCCUACAGGCCUCCACCACCGAGCCAACCAAAUCAAAAUGCUACCUCCUUGAUGCAGCAACCGCAACAGCAGCAACAACAACAACAACAGCAAACGCACCAACAGCAAUCACAAUCUAGACAACAAAUAAAACAACAACAACAACUCAAUUCAAUAGUCAAUCAACCGCUGCCUGACAUCCCACAACAUCAGCAACAACAUUCAACGAAGAUCUCUCAGCAGCCACUUUGUGCUGCAAAUCUGAACUCAUAUCGCUCUCUACAACGUCCCACUUCUCAAAAGCUUCAAAUCUCGAGCGCUCGAAGCUCUGAUUUAUUGAACAAUUCCCAGUCCUAUUCUAUACAGAGCCAACAACCGCAACAAAAUAACAAGAUAACUCCACCCACCCUUCCACCCAAGAAUCGUCACAAAGAAGAUCGGUCGUCAUCGCGACAUUCCAGUGUAAAUCCGCAAACCCUGCCUCCAAAAUCCUCAAGCUUACGUCAGCAACAGCAACAGCAGCACCCAUCCACCCAUAGCACAUUCGGCUAUGAUCGUGGAGGUCAAAAUGUCGCUGUUCAACCACCAGAACGAUCCCGACGAAGCGAAAGUCUUGAAAACUCUCACAAAUCUUCCUCGGGAAUGUCUUACAUGGAGCAAUAUAAAACCAGUUCGAAGCAUCAACAGCAGCAACAACAACAAGAACAAAACUACCCGCAAUACCAACAACAGUCGUCAUCUUCGUCACACCGUCAGCCCUCAAACGUCAUCUCCACAGCCUCAUCGCAUCAUAGCAAUGGCAAUUCCUCGUCUGGAUAUCAUCACCAAAAUAGUAGCAAAAACCACUACGACCCGCAACAACAGCAACAAAACGCCUAUUAUCGAUCUCUAAAACGUGGCGGUUCCCACGCCAACAACGACCUGUAUUCUGUUACUGAAUUGUAGGAGUGUGCCUGCUGCGGCGGUGGCGUUGAUGUAGCACGACGAUGUCCAGCUGGAAAAUCGUCGUCCACCUCUGCUCCACCAGCCGCAGCGCAGUCCCAUUCGUCGUCUUCUUCGAAUCAUCACCAGCAUCGCCAACAUCCAAAGUCUAGUAAACGUUCCUUAUCGUACCAUGCCCCGCCAACCAGCCAUCCUAGUUGCGACGACCACGAGUACGAUUACUAUCCCAAGACACAGCGUUCGGCGACAUUCGACGUUGCCGAUGCACGAGAUUACGAAGUGCGUAUGUUAAAACAACAGCAACAACAUCAUCGUUCAAAUGUUGUUGCCACCAUGAAGCAAAGCCAACAAAUCUUGCAACAACAGCACGCUAGCAAUGGUAAUCUCGCCUCAAACGGAGUGCAGCAGCGUCAGCAUCGCAGAGAAAAAACUUUCAAAGUAUGAUUUUUAGAGACGUCAUAAAAAUUUCCUCCUACUUCUGGUAGGCGGCAGAGGUAAUAAUAAAAAAGACACUACUCUACACAAAACACCAUCAUCAGUAAAACACUUUCAGUAUAUCAGGAUUCAGGAUUCAGAAUACACGACUCGAAGAUGUUGCUAGGGAUUUUUUAUUAUUAAUUCGAAGCGAAAUAAAUUUUUGUGACGUCAAUAAACCGAAAAAUUAAGUGAAGCUAAGCUAAAUUAAAUCAAAAAAUUAAAAAAUACAAAAAUACACAAAUAAACAAUACAAAGUUUUCAAAAAACAAAGCAAACAAAAACAAAAUAGCUAUAGAUUACGAAUGUUGCAAUUUUAAAAAACAAAUCACUUUUAACAUAGAAACUGUUUUAAUCGUAAAAUUCAAUUACAAAAUCAAAUUAACAUAAAAAUUCUAUUAGUUUGAAAAUAGUUUUCGGAUUUUGUAAUAGAAUUUCAAAAACGAAACGAACUGUUUUGGUUUCAGUAUGAAUCAUUUUUGUAUUUUGACUUCUAUCAAAAAAGUCACAAAACUUGAAUGGUGUAAGAGAAAUAUCGUAAAAAGGAACUAUCAAUUAGUAUUCAAAGUAUUGUAAAGACUUCCUCUAGAAGGUGAUUAUUUUUCAUAUCUUGAGUUACUAAGAAUGUUCAUCUCCUAGAAAACCCUUUUGAAAGUAAUUUUGUUCAGUUUUUUAAAUAUAUUUCAAAGCUAAAUCACUGAAAAAUUUGUCGAAGCAAAGACCAGAACCUGUCUGGUUAGUAAUAGAUUAGUUUUUAAGAAUGAAUCAUCUGUGCCUAUGAUGUCUGGAUACAUUUAAUUUAACUGAAAACCGUUUAAACAUUGAGGUGCAUUUGAUCAUCCAUUAAAACCGAUUUGCAAAGCUAUAUUAUUAAGCUCAGAAUUCUCUGUCUUAAUUCAAAACGGUUUUGGUUUUAAAAAGGGAACCAAGAAGUAAUUGGGACAUGAACCUUGAUUGUACUCAUCAUUAUAAGUUCCGGUUCCUAUAUUUCAUAUUUCAAUGUGCAUAUAUUUUCUAAACGGUGCAGUUUUCAAGAACUUCAGUUUAUAUUAAUCGAUUUAGCUUACUCUACUUUACCAUCGUUUUUAGAGUCACUUUUAAAUUUCUAUCCUGUUUUAUUUCACAAAUUCUUACUAUUUUCGUUCUCAAUUUCUUUACCUAUUGUUUAUUAAAAUCUUACACCAUAUAAAAGUAAAAAAUAAUAAAUUAUUUUUAUUUAGCUCAGAAAAUCAAAAAUCAACAUAAGAAAUCAAAUAAAAGACAAACCUUACAAUAGUUAAAAUUACAUAUAACUUAAAACAAAGCAAAACAAAAUAAACAACAUUUCACAAUGUACAGAAAAGCAACUUUAAAAAAAAUUAAAAGUUUUCUUUUAGGAAAGUUAGGAAAACAAAAUUAAAUAUAGCUCAAUUUAUUAUAGAAAGCAAAAUAUACAUAAAUACAUAAUAAACAUACUAAAAGAAUAAACGCAACUCAAAUAAAUUAAUAUAAAUCAAACAAACAAACAAAACAAAAAAACAUUCCAAUGCAUUUAAAAAAAAAGAUUCUCUCUUCUUUCCUUAAUAUAAACAAAUUUAAAAAUAGCAAAAUUUUACUGCCAAAAAUAUGUACAAACACAUAACAAACAAUUCAUAAAAGUUAGUUACUCAUUUUCACUUUUUUUUUAAACAAAUUACAUUAAAGUGAGUUCUUAUCUUGGAAUUUUCAUUUUAGUCUUGCAAAUAAUAAAGUUAACAAUCUUUUAACCCAAUCGAUUUUCUUGGGAUACACCUUUUAUAAUCUCGAUUUCGAAAAGAAUCUAAACUUAUUCAAACAAUCACUUGGGUUCAUACAAAAUUGUAAAUUUUCAUUUUUCUCAAAUUAGUUUGAAUUUUAAAUUAAUUUUUUUACAAUUAUAAGCUUGAUCUUACGUGUUGAACUACAGGGUCCGGCACUCGAAGUGUUACCUAUUCAAGAAGCCAUAAAUUUGGUUUGGAAAAGGAUUUUCAUUUAUUUCAAUUACCAGAAUUUUGUUAAAAUAGUGAAAAGGUCAGAAUCUAUUCACUCGAUAUACCCACCUUUACCUUAAAUAUUGCUUUGAGACGGUCAAAAAACGAAUGGCAAGCUGCCCGAUCGUAACUUUUCUGCAUUUUAGCCCACUCACGGACAAUGGCUAACUUUAGCAUCUUGAGGCUGUUGUGUUUUUUACUUCGGACCUUGCUUUUCAAAAUAGCCCAAAGAAAAUGGUCUAUAGAAUUCCCGUCUGGUGAAUUCAAGAGCUAUUGUUUUUUUUUUUUUAUAAUAAAAGAGCCAUUGUGAAGACGAAAUAAACUUUAGAAGGUUGUUUUUCAACCUUUAUUAGUUUACUCACUCGUCUCCUUGUGAGACUCUGCAGAGUUUUGUUGAAAAGUUCAAAGCAGCCUCAAGAAUAUUUUUCCGAUAACACGUCGCAUUUACUUUGAAGCUAUCCUCAAUGCAAACGAUUGGAGGGCACCCAUCUGAAUUUGUGGUGAGCACUGCCUCCUGAUGCCCAACCGAUGAAUCAAAUUAAAAAUCAUAUAAAGGGUUCUUCAAGUAAACUCUACCAUUUUGAAAGUUUACAAAUACCUCAAUUUCGAAAAUUUUAUCGUCAAAAAACACGAUUUUCGGAAACUCACCACUUUCUCCAAAAUAAGCCAACAUCACCGCUCUCUCCAGUCUAGCUUGUUGCUGCUUAGGUUUAAGACCAUGCAAAAUAAUUCUGUACGCUUUUAAACAACAUUUAGAAUUGGCACUUAACAAAUUUCUAAACAGCUGUGACAGAUGUAGCAACGGUUUUAAACUGGUAACACUUCGAGUGUUGGACCCUGUAUAGUAAAUCAUUCUUGAGUUAAUGUCUCGUCACUUUUGAGCCAAGGCAAGGUCAACAACGAUGAGCUAAAAUCUCGUAUGAAUAAUUUUUCAAGUAAACUCUACCGUUUUGACAGUUUACAAAUACCUCAAUUUAUAAAAACACGGAAUUAAACUGGUUACACUUCGAAUGUUGGACCCUGUAUAGUAAAACAUUCUUAAACGAAUGUCUCACCACUUUGAGCUUAGCCAAGGUUAACUCUGUUUUAUUAUUUCUCAGGAAUGUAUAUUCCCCAAUAAUUUAUUCAUUGAAAAUACAUUUUAUUCCAAGAAACAAUUUGUUAUGAUACGUUUACAUUGUUAUUCAGUAUUUUAUUUUUGGGAAAACUAAGGAAAGGUUAAGGCUCUUAACAUUUGAUUGCAGCAAAAUAUCUUCAACCCAGAACUUAUUUCUUUUUCUCACAUUUAUUAAUUAUACACAAAGUACAUAAACGUAUUACUAAACGCCACAGUCCAUCAUCAAAAUGUAGAUAUAGUCACAAAUUUCGGUCGCAAAAAUUUAUGAAUUAAAAUUAAUAAUUAAAAAAUCGUUAACACCUCCAAAUAAAGACGAAAACAAAUCUAACAAACAAUUUUUGGCAUUUUGUUGUCGAUUUAUUUUUGUCACUUUCCAUGAAAAGUAUAUAUUACAUAUAUUUUACUCAAAUAUAUUUAAAAAAUCUGAAAACACAAAACAUAACACAUAAAUUAAAUUAAAUUAUAAAAUGAAAAACAAAAGAAAAAAACAUUUAAAAAAAUUGUUAAACAAAACGAAUAAUUGCAUAUUUUAAAUUGUAGUUUACGCAGAAUUAUACCAAAUAACCUAUGAAAUACAAAAACGAACCCCUAGAAAUACACAUUUUUAAUUGUAGGUACUACAUUAAUAAAAUUCUCAACAGUUUAAAUUAAUAUAUUAUAUUUUUUUUUUAAUAUGAAAACUUUAUAAAAGCAAGAAAAAUAACAUGAACUGUUGUUAGUGAUGUUGAAUUUUGUAAUAUUUAAGCGUUUUAGUCGAUUUAUAUAUGAAAAAAAAAAUUAAAUUAUAUACAUAAAAAUAUUAUUAACAAAUUAAACAAACAAACAAAAAAAAUAUAGAUAUUAAAUUAAUUAAAAAUAACAUACAUAAAAAUAGAUUCUAAGUAACAAAAACCCAAUUUUAGCCUUUAAAUGUAUAUUUGUUAAAUUCCCAAUAAUGAAAAGGAUAAAAAGUUUUGAAAGAAAAAUUUGAUGCAAAAAUUAAAAACAAAAACAAAACAAAAUGGUAUCCUUUCAGAAUAUAAAAUAAAAAUCUUUUUGAUAAAAAUAAAUUAAAACAAAUUUCUAGAAUAAGUACGAACGAGAAUAAAAAAGCGCUUAUAUACAAAUUAAGUAAAACGGAAUUUCAAAAUACAAUGUUUUGUCAGUAAAUUAAAAAAAUUAUUAUGUAAAAUAUACUUAAGAGUAAAAAAUAACACCACUUUAAAAGUAUUCAUAAGAGAGCGAUGAACUUAUGACGUAAAAAACGAUCAUUGAUCGAAAUCGAUUGCCUGCAAACGGAAUCUAAAGUUUUCGAAAUUUGUUUUUUUAAAUAUUGAAGAUGUUAUUUUUAAAUGUUUUUCUACCGCAUUUUUGUUGUUUUUUUCAAUUAAGAUUGCAGUUGGGAGAGAGGCAACGUAAUAUUUCACACUAGUGAAGAAUUGCUGAGGGCAUAUUCAAGUUGAAUUCAACUAGCCAGCCAAUGUGUAGAAAAAUCUAUAUACAUGUUUCCUUGUAGUCUUUAUACAUUGUUAAAAAAUCUAUAGUUUUGAUCACACAAAGAAACUAUCAUACACCCAGCGACAAAGAAACCCUUGCAGUAAUUCUGCUUAAUAAAACAUCAGGUGUUUUUAAAAUUCUUAAGAUAGAUAUUUUUAUUCAAUAAUAUUAAGGUUCUUGUUACAUACAUUUUUUGGUUUAAGGAAUAAAUAAUGAGGCAUGACAACAAUGUCGUUUUUUUCAAUUUCAAAUCAUACAAAUUUUAGUUUUUUUCAAGUAAUUUUUACUUAUUGACUUGUAGCAAAAUUUACUUUUAAUUCAAACAAACAAUAAAAAGGGCAGUAGUUGUGACAAGUUAAGUCGAAACAAAAUUAACUUUAAUUACUUUUACUGGGAAAUGAAAAUUGCUUACUUUAAAUUUAUUUACAAAAUCCAAAGACAAACAUGACUUUUAGUAGAUACAAAAAUACAAAAAAAGGUAGUUUAAAAAUUUUCAACUAUGAUUCUUCUUCUAAAGAUCAACGUUUCGGUGGUAUAUUUUUGGAUCAGCAACCAAUCUUCUCCAUUUAUUUAACCUUCUAUUUCAUUCUCGCUUAGAUAGCUUUUUCGAAAAAAGAGUCUCCUUAGCUCCUUCAAUAUCGGACAUAAUGUUUUCGUUCAAUCCCAUAUUGCAUAAGGAGCAAAUAUUAACCAAACCGUUUCUGUGUGGCAUACAAUUUAGGUUAAGAAGUUCACUUCUUACUUUAAAAAUAGUUCAAUAGUUUUUCUUGAAAAAUCGAGCCUAAAGUAAUUAUGUACAUUUAGAUCAUAGUUAAGUUUCGAAUAAAUGUCCCUUCCGUUGAUGUUCUUGCCUUUUUUAUAAAUGUGUUCCUUUCAUUUUCAUCGAUCGAUUGGAUGACCUCGUACAGUGGUUUUUUCAUCUGGAGGCCAGUUCAUCAAUUCAGUUCUAGAAUAAUACCACAAUUUGCAGCAGGAUCAAUCCAUUCCUUGUAGAAUCCAGUUUUUCGACGCAUGACACUUCUCAACAUAAUAUUUGGCAAUCGGUUUCGGUCCAUAUUAAUCACCGGUAUCAAAUAGUCUGCGCUCAGCUUCAAUGUUGAUACAAAGAGUGUCGAAAGCCCUGUUUCCAAAUGAUACAUAUACUUAGGAAGAAUCGAAGCAAAUUUUCAACAAUUUCGCAUUUCCGAACAUCCCAGAUCUGUGCUCCAUAAAACAGAAAUGCUUUUGCAGUUGCGUUAAAAACUUCAUAUUUUGUUAUUAUUAAAAAUUUUCCUCCAGUUCGAGAAAAUAGCAGUUCUAGCAGCAUCAGUUUUAGCUUUGAGGUGUUUCAAAUUAAACAUUCAAAUUAAACAUGAGAGUCAUUCCCAGAUAAACAUACAUAAUCCUUGACUACUUCUAAUCCUACUCCAUGAUAUCUCCAAUUUUUUCCUUUUGCGGCCCGACCUGCACCAUUUUAGAAUACCAUUAUCUUAGAUUUUGCAAAAUUUAUUUCCAGUCCCCAAUUUUUACAAUAAGCAGCAUACAUAAUUAAUUUUAUUAAAAUUCUUAAGAUGUCUUUGUUUUUUUUUUAGUAUUUCAAAAUUUCGAAGAACUCGUAAUUUCAAAAUUUAAGGGCAAGAAAAUAAUGUUUUCUUAAAAAUUUUGCAGUUUAUUUUAACGGAUAUUUAUUAAACAAUUAAGUACAUACAAACCAAAAACAAUAAUAAUUAAUUUUUCUUUGUCCCACACUUUUCUUCAUGACCUCACCAAUGCAGUUUGGCAUAAAAUUGAACAACUUUUUUAAAUAAUUUUCAUUUAUUUCGGUGUACAAAACAUCUUUUAUCAACGAUUUUAUUUCAAAUAUAGUUUCUGGGCGUUUUUUUCUUCUAAUUUUUCCCCAUUUUUUGCGAGACAGUUCUAAAUCGGAUUCAUGAAAGUGAUGAGAUUCGGGGAGUAUCUUUAAAACGUUUUAACUGAAUGAAGUGAAACUUCCAUAAGUCGAACUCACAAAAUGAAUGAAAAAAAAACGAGUUAUAGAAACUUCGAUUUAAUGAAGUAAAACAAAAGUUAGUUUAAUUUUUAUUUUACUUUAUUGGAAUAUGAUUUAAGAAAACAAAACGGUUUAUGAUUAACAGAAGCUUAAAAAAAAUCAGAAUUCAUUCGUUUCCAAGGCUUCAUGGACCUUGUUUCAGCUGCACAGUUAAGCCUUCAACUAAAGCUGCAUCAGCAUCAACUUCAUUGUCACUGAUGGAUUCCACUUCAUCAGAUGCAACCGAAAGUGAAAUUUCUUCAUCACGCUGCUUAUCACAAACAAUAAUUUAACUACCCAAGUUAAUGUAUUCUGGAAGGCUGCAUAUUAUACCUUGUGUAUUUUGUAUACGCGAAAAAUCCUCUUGCAUUUCUCUGAACUCAUUUAUGGGCACACCAAAGUCUGCGUAAAUUUCUCCUAGCUCUGCCAAACUUAAAUCGUCUUCUCAUCCCAAUGAGAAAGUUUGCCAAAUCCAGCUUUUAUAAAUAAACUUCAUAUUGUGGAGCCUUUACAUCAUAGUUCCAUGACAUUGAAACAUUUUUUAUGCAGUCCAGUAAGGUUAUUUUUGGACUAACAUUCCCCUCUUCUAUUGAGGAAAGUAUUUUGCUGAUGAUAACACCUUGAUCCAUUGGUUGUAGGGCGGCUGUCAUGUUUGGUGGAACAAAAUUAGCUUAAUAGACUUUAAGUUUGUUGGUGAUUUGUUUGCAUUGUAGUUGUCAACAAAAAGAAGGAUUUUUGGUUUUGAUUAAAAAUACCUUGCCCCAUUCCUUACCCCAAUCUUCAAAAAAGUCAGUUACCAUCCACGACUUUUUGUUUCCUCGGUACUUUACAGGUAAAGACUUUACUCCUCGUAAACAUCGUGGCUUAUUGCGUUUGCCACUUAUAUUUGGCGCAAUCACACAUGUUUCCCGCUCUUUACUAUGUUUACCACCGUGACAUUUCUUACCCUUAAAAGUCAAUGUUUUAUUUGGAAGGCAUUUAUAAAAAAGUCCAGUUUUGUCUACAUUGAAUAUAUCAUCUUCACUGUAACCUUCGAUUAGUUAUGGUAGAACAUUUUGCUUACAGUCUUCUUGAUCAAGUGAGGCACUCUCUCCAGAUACUGUUUUUUGAACAAUGCCAUUUCUAAUUGAAACAACAAAAUAUUGUAAACAUACAUAAAAACUCUGUAUGUACAAUUUGUUGUCACGUCGAACCUACCUUUUUUGACUUUAUCAAGCCAACCUAUACUUGCAGCAAAAUCAGUUUCUCCUAUUUUAAUUGCAAACCUUUUAGCCUUCUCCUUUAUAAUUGUCCCUGCAAUUGGGAGGUUUUCACGGCUGGCUUCCGUAAACCAAUUGGAGACAGCCUUGUCAACACGAUCAUAUUUUAGAGGUUUUUUCGUUUUGUGAAGUUCAAGCAUUUUUUGUGAAAGUGUACUUUUAUGGCAACGAUUUUCUUUUUAACACCACUCUCAAUUUCAUUUAUGACUUUCGGCAUUUGUUCAAAAGGAAGAUCCUUUAAUUUUCUUGCUGACAUUUUAAAUUCGUGAAUUGCUGCUUUGCGAACUUAAAAAAGAAAAUAAACAAAACUAGGAACUUUGCGCAUAAAAACUCGUUAACCCGUUCAAAACCGAAGUUCAAAAGAAAAACAUACACACUAUGAAAAGCCAUCCCUCUUCUUCAAACAAAACUACAGAAAUUAAUCACAGUAGACUCAACUAUUUUUCACAAAAUUGAAACAAAAGUUGAUUUAUUUCUGCUGAAAAAACUUCUAAAAUAAUUAUAGUAGCCUCAGUAAAUGUCGAAAAAGAGAUUUCCCCAAUAGGAGAAAAAGUUCGAGUCAUAGAGACUAUUUGGCAUCAAACGGAAUCUAAAAAAUUCGAUUUAUAGAAAAAUUCUAAUUACAGACGUUCGAAUUAUGGAGGGAAAAAUUCAUGAAAAUAAGAUUGAAAAAUCAAAGUUCUUAAUAAAAUUUUGAGUUAUAGAGAAAUUCGACUUAAGGAGGUUCAAGUUAUGGAACUUCGACUGUGUAAAGAACUUCUCAGUUUUUAAAAUAGUCCACAAAAUGCAUUAAAUUAAGUUUAAAUGUAACGUUUUGGCUCGAUGGCAUGAAGCUGAGUCAUUUUCGAAAAUUAAAUUUCCGAUAGGCUCGGAAUCUUGCUCCAAAACACCUAAAUUUAUAUCAUAACUCAUUAUGAUAAUGGCUCCAACACCAAAUGGAGGAGAAUGUUUUAAACGACUAAAAAGACAUUCAUCCGAAUACCUUUCUCCUUUUUCACGGCGAGCUAUCACAUUGCUAUAGGGUCCAAAGAAAUUAAACUUGGAUUCAUCCGAAAAAAAAACUUGUCCUCAAGCAUUUCCCGUCCAAUCUUUGUAAGUUUUACCAGAGAAGAUGCCUUCUGCACUUUCUUUUCUGCUUUGUGACUGAAAAGCAUUGUUGAUGUCUCCAGCAUAGUGUAAUCUGUUUCGGAUUGAAAGUCGGUGAAUAAGACACUAUUGAUGAAAUCGACUUGGGACUUCCACUCCCAAUUUUUGGCGAAAUUGAACCAUUAGACUGGAAAGUUUUAAGGACAUUAGGUUAGGUUAAAGUUGCUCUACAUGAUAAAGUAGAACACACUUAGACCAGUCUCGUGGCUCAUUGUGAAUCUACAUGAAUCUUGAGAAUUUUUUCUAAGCUCAAUAAAACCAGUUUGAGUCCCUUACGAAACGUAAAAGACUGAUUAUGUUAAUAUGAUUGAGAUAGUUAGGAUCGUUAUAGAAGAAUUCUCCUAGGUAAAUCUUGCAUUUUUGAGCUAGAGCAGGGCAUAUAACGAGGAGAUGAAGAACUUCCCUUCCUCAUCCAUAAAGCAAAAGUCAUUGGAGAAAAUCUUAUUGAAUGCUACAAUUCCACUAAAGGUAACAGCUUAGUUAAAAAAGGAAUAGACAAAACUAUGAUAAUUUAAGUUAACGCUUGGUUUUAAAUAAUUGUACCUUAUGUUACGACUGCUUCUUUGUCAAAAUAGUAAGAAAAGAGACACAAUUUGUAAUUUAAACGUUAAAACACAAAAAUAUAAGAAUAGAUCAAUGUGAUUUUUUCUUUGGUCGCUGGGUGUAUCUUCAGUCUUAAUUGACACAAAAUUUGAUAAUAGAGAUGUCUGUUCUUAAGGCUUUCAUCUUUGAUGGUAAAGUCUUUUUUUGUUUUAAAAAAGCUGUAAAUCCUUUUUUUAGCUGCAUUACACCGAAAAGUCGAAAAUAGAGAUGAGCCUUCUAUAAGGACAGUCUUUUUUUAACAAGGAUUAAUAUUUGGCCAUCACUGAAUCACAUUGGUAUUUGGUAGUUGAAUAUGAAAAAUCAUAGUUAUUGGCUAUAAAAAGCUGAAUGUUGACUAGAAUCCAACUCGAACACUGCAAUUAAUUGAACUAAUGAGAAACCUUUCCCUUAAUAUUUUGUUUUCAACUAAUCUUAAAGAUAUUUGAUCGGUCGUUUAUUUGUUGGUCGCUAUCAUAUGUUUGCCCAAAAAUAUCAAAAGCCAUAAAUAGAAUUUUAAAAACGAUUUAAAUCAAUUCGUUGAGUCAAUUCGAUACAUCAGAAAAACAAAAAAAAAAUAAGAAAAAUGUUAAUGUAUAAAAAAAUGUAUGAAAAAUGAUUUUUUUAAAGUAAAUUUUAAAUUCAAAGCAAAAAGUACGCAAAUUCAAAACAAAAGUCGAAUUAGUAAUAAUUGAGGUAUACAAACGAUUCUUGUGAAAUCGAUAAUUUAAAUUUUGUAAACCGUUAUUUAGUAAAGUAAAUGCAUACAAAAAAGUUUACAAGGCCUCAUAUGUCAUAUUAAAUAAAAUUCCACGUUGGCAUCCCACAUCUUUUCUCAUAAAAUCAGCAUUUUGCAAAUAUUUUACAAACAAAUAACUUAAGUGAAAAUAAAACAUUGGAACUUGUUAAAUUAUGUUAAAAAUGUCUAUUAAUUUAAAAAACAUUGAAUUAUUGGAAAGACGAAAUUUGUUUUGGCUCAUUUAAAAAAAUAUGUAUACAAAUAAGCUGUUUGUGUGGUUUAAUUUGAAAACAAGUAACUUAAAUGGCCUUAUUCCCAGCUCCAUUAAUUUGUUAAACGUUUUAAUGUUCCAUUUGUCAUGUCGGUUUUGUGGAAGAACAAAUCAGGUCCAUAUUAGUCUGGGAAUUUAUCUUUACAUGGAGCCGAAAUAAAAACUCAGCUAUUCUGUGUUAUCUUAGAUGUUUUAUUUCAGCUGCAGUUAGAACAUUAUACUUAACUUUGUUCUUAAUUUAAAAAAAUAAAAAGUUGUACCAAAAACUAUCCUUUUUGUAACUUGUGAUUACUUGUUUUCAAGAACACUCACCCUUUACGACACACGCAGCUAUAUGUCUGCCUUUACUACAAAGUCCACCUUUCUCUUUAAUACUUUUAUUUUAAAGUUUGAUCAUCUUUUUAAAAAUGCGAACGCAUUAUGUCUAUACUUUACCAAUACCAUGUUUUCUUUGAUCCUUGAAGCAUAUUAAGUUUUCGACUCCAAAUUAAACAGAGCUAAAUUUAAAUCAUCAUCAAUAUCUAUAAUACAGUAUACGACGUUAAACAUGAGAAAUACAUUUGAAACUUAUUUACUUUCAAAACAAAAUGUUUACUAAAAGUGCUUGGACGAACAUUAUCCAGCCUUGAAAAUAAAACGUUUAUUAUGAAAAUAAUUCUUUUUGAUUUAUUGUGAAUUCCUAGUUCUGGCUAUUCGAUAUAAAAUAAAUGUACACUAACAAAUUAUAUUUACUUUAUCACUGAAUGUAUGUAUUCUUAAAUUUUUUUAAUUUAAAUUCUAAGAGACUGGAAAAUAAUUUUACAAAAAAUAAAUAAAAUAUUUUUAAUUAUAAACAAAAAAAUAACAUUAUUUGUAGUUAUAGUAGAUAUUUAAACAUAAAUUAAAAAAGAAAAAAAUGAAACCUUCAUCGCCAUAUUACAGAAAUAAUGAAGUUUGUUAUUAAAUUUAAUAUUUAAAUAAAUAAAAACAUAAAAAGAAUAAACAAAAAUAGGUUAUAGCAAAGAAAUCUUACGUAAAAAUUACACAACAACAAAUAUAAAAUGAUAUGUAAUAUAGAGACAUUAAAAUAAGCCAUGUAUAUACUAUAACAAAAUAAAACUGAAAGAAAUAUGGAUUCAUUGAAUAAAUUCAUAACAUUAUAAGGAAAUAGA